This is a messenger RNA of Prunus avium (sweet cherry), 2775 nucleotides long. RefSeq names its product lectin protein kinase family protein. The record is from RefSeq and is a predicted model, not a curated record. Gene Ontology annotation, molecular function: ATP binding; protein serine/threonine kinase activity. Gene Ontology annotation, biological process: protein phosphorylation; recognition of pollen. Lineage: Eukaryota; Viridiplantae; Streptophyta; Magnoliopsida; Rosales; Rosaceae.
GAAGGCCGUGAAUGACACCCUACCCUCCCUCCCGUUUGCCAGUCAAAGUCUCCCUUCCAUCCAGUUUCCAAACCAGACCAUCUCCUCACUCUCUCCUUCCUCCUUAAAACUCAGAAACCCAGCCAUCAAAUCUGACACAGAAACCCAAAUAACCAAAAUGACCCCAUUCUCUUUCCUUCUCUUGAUCCCCUGUCUCUUCUCUGCCGCCACCGCAAUCUCACCAGGCUCCACUCUCUUCGCCUCCAACCAAAAUCAGACCUGGUCCUCCCCAAACGCCACCUUCGCCUUCGGCUUCCUUCCCUCUGACCCCCCCACUUCACCCCCUUCCUUCAUCGCUGCCAUUUUCUACUCCGGCGGCAUCCCCGUAUGGUCCGCCGGCGAUGGAGCUGCCGUUGACUCCGACGGAACCCUUCAAUUCCUCUCCUCCGGCACCCUCCGCCUCGUCAACGGCUCCGGCAGCACUGUCUGGGACUCCAAUACCACACGCCGCGGCGUCUCCUCCGCCCAGCUUUACGAUUCGGGCAACUUGGUGCUCUACAACGGCACCGUUUCGGUCUGGUCCAGCUUCGACAACCCGACCGAUACGAUCGUGCCGUCGCAGAACUUCACUGUGAGUAAGGUUUUGCGAUCUGGGUCGUAUUCUUUUAAGCUUGUUAAGAAUGGGAACCGUACUCUUUUUUGGAACAAUAGUAUUAAGUAUUGGAACGAAGGAUUGAAUUCUUCUGUUAAUACCAAUUUGACUUCACCUAGUUUAGGAUUGCAGUCAAUAGGUAUUUUGUCAAUCUCUGAUUCAAGCUUGGCCACUGCGGUCAUUGUUGCUUAUAGUAGUGAUUAUGCUGAAGCUGGUGAUAUUUUGAGGUUCUUGAAGCUAGGGAGUGAUGGGAAUUUGAGAAUUUAUAGCUCCACUAGAGGUAGUGGGACUAUAAUUGAGAGAUGGGCAGCUGUUACUGAUCAGUGUGAGGUUUUCGGGUACUGCGGGGACAUGGGAGUUUGUAGUUAUAAUAAUUCCAAUCCGGUGUGUGGGUGUAUGUCGCAGAAUUUUGAGCUAGUUGAUUCGAAGGAUAGCAGGAAAGGAUGUAAAAGGAAGGUGGAGAUUGAGGAUUGUCCUCAGAGUGUGACUAUGUUGGACCUUGUUCAUACUCGGUUCUUGACGUACCCUCCCGAGACGGAAUCACAGAUUUUCUUUGUGGGUAUAUCAGCUUGCAGGUUGAAUUGUCUUGUAAAUAAUGCUUGUGAUGCUUCGACAUCUUUGUCUGAUGGCACAGGGCUAUGUUACUACAAGACACCUGGUUAUCUUAGUGGCUAUCAUAGUCCAGCUAUGUCCAGCAGUUCAUAUAUCAAGGUUUGUGGGCCGGUGAUUCCAAAUCCUUCGUCUUCAUUGGAGAGUGCUGGCAAGAAAAAGGAUUGGAAGUUGCACGCUUGGAUUGUGGUUGUUGUGGUUGUUGCCACCCUUUUGGGUUUGAUGGCAUUGGAGGUCGGUUUGUGGUGGUGGUUUUGCAGGAACAGUCCCAACUUUGGUGGAUUGUCCGCCCAAUAUGCACUUCUUGAGUAUGCUUCUGGUGCACCAGUUCAGUUCGUGUAUAAGGAGCUCCAGCGCUCAACUAAGGGGUUCAAGGAGAAGCUUGGGGAAGGAGGAUUUGGGGCUGUUUAUAAGGGCAUUCUUGCUAAUAGAACUGUUGUUGCAGUUAAGCAACUUGAGGGGAUUGAGCAAGGGGAGAAACAAUUUAGGAUGGAGGUUGCAACCAUUAGUAGCACCCACCAUUUGAAUCUGGUGAGGCUGAUUGGUUUUUGCUCUGAGGGGCGCCAUAGGCUUUUGGUAUAUGAGUUCAUGAAAAAUGGGUCCCUUGAUAAUUUCCUAUUUGCAACAGUAGAGCAGUCAGGAAAGUUGUUGAAUUGGGAGUCUCGGUUCAACAUUGCCCUAGGGACUGCAAGGGGGAUCACAUACCUUCAUGAGGAGUGCCGUGACUGCAUUGUGCAUUGUGAUAUAAAGCCAGAAAACAUUCUCAUAGAUGAGAAUUUCAAUGCCAAAGUGUCAGAUUUUGGCCUCGCAAAGCUCGUUAAUCCAAAGGACCAUAGGUAUCGAACCUUGACGAGUGUUAGAGGGACUAGAGGGUAUUUGGCACCUGAAUGGCUAGCAAAUCUUCCAAUAACUUCCAAAUCUGAUGUUUACAGUUAUGGUAUGGUUUUGCUAGAGAUAGUGAGUGGGAGAAGGAAUUUUGAAGUUUCUGAGGAGACAAAUAGGAAGAAGUUCUCCUUAUGGGCUUUUGAGGAAUUUGAGAAGGGUAACAUCAAGGGAAUUGUCGAUAAAAGGCUAGUCGACCAAGAUGUUGAUAUGGAUCAAGUGACGAGAGCAAUUCAGGUGACUUUCUGGUGCAUACAUGAACAACCAUCUCAUAGGCCAAUGAUGGGAAAAGUUGUACAGAUGCUGGAAGGAAUUACAGAUAUUGGGAAACCCCCUGCCCCGAGGGCCACCAUGGACGUGCCUACUGGUGGAACAGACAUGAAUGUGAGCAGUAAUAUUAGUGCUCUGUCCACUGCUGCAGCCUCAGCCCCAGUUCCUUCCUCAUUUUCAUUAUUUCAAAUUUCAGGAGUAUCCUCUUUAACAUCAGAGAGGAACAUCGAGAAGGCAACUGCAUCCCUUAUACACUCAGACCCAAAUUGAAUCUCAUUUCCUUACACGUGUUUUGUAUAAGAGAACCAGUUUUAGAUUCUAGUUCUUUUAAGCUGAUUCCUCCAUUCAAAUUGUUUAUAAUGAUAGUAGUAUGAUACUUUAAA